GUCGUCUCAACUCUCACAAGAGGAAAUCCGCCAUGGCGAUCUCGAAGCCGAAGGCCUGGAUCUCGCUGCUGCUGCUCGCGCUCGCCGUCGUGCUGUCGGCGCCGGCGGCGAGGGCAGCGGCGGAGGAGGCGGAGGAGGGGGACGAGGCGGCGGCGGGGGCGGAGGCCGUGCUGACGCUCGACGCGGACGGCUUCGAUGACGCCGUCGCCAAGCACCCGUUCAUGGUCGUCGAGUUCUACGCCCCCUGGUGUGGACACUGCAAGAAACUUGCUCCAGAGUAUGAGAAAGCUGCUCAAGAACUAAGCAAGCAUGAUCCACCGAUUGUUCUUGCUAAAGUUGAUGCCAACGAUGAGAAAAACAGACCGCUAGCUACCAAGUAUGAGGUCCAGGGUUUCCCGACCCUGAAGAUAUUCAGGAACCAGGGGAAGAACAUUCAGGAAUACAAGGGCCCGAGGGAGGCUGAGGGCAUUGUUGACUACUUGAAGAAGCAGGUUGGCCCUGCUUCCAAGGAGAUCAAGUCACCAGAAGACGCAACCAACCUUAUUGAUGAUAAGAAAGUCUACAUUGUUGGAAUCUUCUCAGAAUUCAGUGGCACUGAGUUUACAAACUUCAUGGAGGUUGCAGAGAAGCUGAGAUCUGAUUAUGACUUUGGGCACACUUUGCAUGCUAACCACCUUCCACGUGGUGAUGCUGCAGUCGAGAGGCCGUUGAUUAGGCUAUUCAAGCCAUUUGAUGAGCUUGUUGUUGACAGCAAGGAUUUUGAUGUUAGUGCUUUGGAGAAGUUCAUUGAUGCCAGCAGCACCCCUAAAGUUGUUACUUUUGACAAGAACCCUGACAACCACCCUUACCUCCUGAAAUUUUUCCAAAGCUCUGCUGCCAAAGCUAUGCUAUUUCUGAACUUCUCCACUGGACCAUUUGAGUCUUUCAAGUCGGUUUAUCAUGGUGCUGCAGAGGAGUUCAAGGACAAGGAAAUUAAGUUUCUCAUUGGUGACAUUGAAGCCAGUCAAGGUGCCUUCCAGUACUUUGGGCUUAAAGAGGAUCAGGUACCCCUCAUCCUCAUUCAGGAUGGCGAUUCCAAGAAAUUUUUGAAGGCGCAAGUUGAGCCUGACCAAAUCGUUUCUUGGUUGAAGGAGUACUUUGAUGGUAAACUGUCACCAUUCAGGAAGUCUGAACCUAUCCCUGAGGUCAAUGAUGAGCCUGUUAAGGUUGUGGUUGCUGAUAACGUCCAUGAUGUUGUCUUCAAGUCUGGCAAAAACGUUCUCGUUGAAUUCUAUGCACCAUGGUGUGGACACUGCAAGAAGCUGGCCCCAAUCUUGGAUGAGGCAGCCACGACGCUUAAAAGCGAAGAGGAUGUUGUCAUCGCUAAGAUGGAUGCAACCGCCAACGAUGUGCCGAGUGAGUUUGAUGUGCAAGGUUACCCCACCCUGUACUUUGUCACUCCCAGCGGAAAGAUGGUCCCCUAUGACGGUGGUAGGACAGCCGACGAGAUCGUCGACUUCAUCAAGAAGAACAAGGAAACCGCCGGUCAGGUGACGGAGAAGGCAGAGUCGGCCUCAACCGAGUCUGUCAAGGAUGAGCUCUAAACAAGUGAGUAGGAGAGGCAUGGAUGCUUGUGGCUGUAGACAUGGAACGAGAAGGGACCUGACGCUAACAUGUUUGACAGCUCCAACGCCAGAUUUUGCCAAUGUGCUCAAGGACGUGAGGGAGAGAGGAGAGGGGCGAUAGUUUGAUGUUCCGGCCGGCAUGUCUGUGUCCCAUUUGAGAAAAUACUGUACAAUCAACCCGUUAAUUUAUGCAAAAGUGAUAGUCGGUAGAAAAAUGGUUCUGGACAAGUUGAAUAAAAGCUGCCUCAGUUGCAUCACAUCUGCU
Messenger RNA from Oryza brachyantha (malo sina), 1869 nucleotides. Its product is annotated as protein disulfide isomerase-like 1-1. Gene Ontology annotation, molecular function: protein disulfide isomerase activity. NCBI's taxonomy places the organism in Eukaryota, Viridiplantae, Streptophyta, Magnoliopsida, Poales, Poaceae. Gene Ontology annotation, cellular component: endoplasmic reticulum. Bases 33 to 1583 code for a protein of 516 amino acids. Gene Ontology annotation, biological process: protein folding; response to endoplasmic reticulum stress. The transcript is spliced from 11 exons. The record is from RefSeq and is a predicted model, not a curated record.